AUGAUUUCAGCUGCUGCUCAGUCCACCCCGCGCGCCAGGCUGGCUCUGGCCCGCGCUUCCACCACAGCCGCCGCCCGCCAGACUCGCCAAUACCGCUACGGUCCCUGGCAGGUCGAAACCGACCACGAAGUUCACGGUCGACAUCGCUCCGUUCGCUAUAGAUACAUGGAAACGCUCAGCCGCAGACUCUCCUGGGAUAGCAAGAGUGCUCGCGCCGCGACCAAAACUCCAGCUCGGACGCCGGCCUAUGCCCAGUCCAUGUCCAGCACAAGCGCCACCCACGCCGAUACUGCCAAUGUCCGGUCCUGGUCGAAUGACCUCUCUCGCAUCGGUGGCACGAAGACGACUGGGGACCUCGAGCGCGAUGCCGUUGACCAGCUACUGCGUCCUCAACAAGAUGCCUCACAAUCCAUUGAGAACCUCCGCCUGCCGCAGAAGAGCGUCCGCGAUUACGUUAAAAAAUUUGCUCCGAAGGACACAACGCAAACUGUUGAUGCCGAGAAGACAAUUGAGGUCACCUCGCAGUUCCCCAAGUACAAGGACCUCAAGGCAUACAAGUCGUCCAGCUUCGAUGACCCUAAUACGCCCUGGGAGCUCAGUGCCGAGGAAAAGUCCAAGCAUUACAACGACCUGAAAAAGUAUCGCCCAGUCGAGUGGAACGAACCCGACGGCCUCCCUGCUGAAAGCGCCGAUCAGUACAAGGACCUCGACGAGUACAAGUCCUCCAAGUGGAACGAGCCCGACGGUCUUCCCAGUCGCACCCCCGAGGAGCAGACAAAGGACUACGACGAUCUGCACAAGUACGGUCCCGUCACGUGGAACGAACCCAAUGGUCUCCCCGGCAUGACUCCCGAAGAGAAGACCAAGCUCUACAAAGAUCUCAACAAGUACGGCGCCGCCACAUACAGCGAGCCCGACGGCCUCCGCCCACUGACUGCGGAAGAACAGUCCAAGAACUAUGAAGAUUUGGACAGGUACUCCGAGGGCUUCAAGUGCAAAGAUGCUCUCCUCAAGGCGCAGCAGGUCCGUGAGAUGGACGCCACCCCUCGCGGUACCCCUCUCCCACCCAAGGUCGAGGCCAAACCUGGCAACUACGAAGAGUACAAGGACCUCGACAAGUAUGGACCUGUCCGCUGGAACGAACCUGACGGCCUCCAGCCUCCUACUGCGGAAGAGUUGACCAAAGAAUACGAGGACCUGGACCGCUACGCUCAGUAUGACAACGCCGACCCCCAAUCAGCUCGUCUCCACCCAGAGGAAGCAUCCAAACGUUAUGAUGAUCUUUCCGCAUACCCCAGAGCGGGAUACGAGGAGCCUGCCACGAAAGAACACGUUCACCCCGAGGAACUCACCAAGAACUACACGGAUCUCUCCAGCUACAACCCCCGCACUUUCGACGCAGCGGACAGGAAAUACCCUACUCACCCUGAGGAGGCCACCAAAAAUUAUAAGGAUCUCUCCAGCUACAACCCCCGCACUUUCGACGCAGCGGAUAGGAAAUACCCUACUCACCCUGAGGAGGCCACCAAAAAUUACAAGGAUCUCAACCGCUACGAUGAGCCCCUUCUGGACGAGAUUGUUGCUCGACCCCUCUCCCCCGAGUUCAACGAGCAUGAUCUCGAGAUCCGCCGCAAGACUGCUGCUCACCAGUCUAGCGCGGACCAACUGGGUUCAGCUCCCGGUGCGCCCAACGGGACCAUCAAGGCCGCUGCCAAGCGCCGCUUCGUCAACCUCGAGGACGCCAAGAAGCGCUAUCAGACCUCCUUCGAGGCCGACGCUCCAAAGGCCCCGUUCUCCGCAGAACAGCCCAUUGUCGACGUCGAGCUCGAAGCUGCGCGUCGUGCCGAGAAGCUCAAGGACGGCAAGGCCGAGUACGCCGCCACGUGGGGUGCCGAGGACUACCAGCCACAGCGCUUCUCCAAGCUCGAGACGGCCAAGGUCGAGCACCGCUUCGAGCAGGAAAGCGAUGAGGGUGUCAGCUCCAUGGACGAGAGCUUCCCAACAGGCCAGUCGGCCGUUCCGGACGCGCUCAACACGCUGUCCACCCAGCAGGACCUCCCCUACGCCAAACCCCCGCAAGGACUGGAUGUAAGCUACACACACGACACUGGCGGUAAAGCGACUCGGCCGACACACGCAAAGCACUUGCAAUCCCAAGCUAACGAGGACGCAGAACAAGACGCGCCAUCGCCGACAGUAAGCGCAGGACCUGACACCCGCCCCGCUGCCCCCGCCGAGUACGUGGUGCUAGCCUUUGACCCGGACACGCAGACGGUCAGUGUCGCGGAGACGAGCACAGCUGCAGACUCUCCAUCGUCGCAGCAGCAGCAGCAGACGCCCGCCGAGGCCAUCAUGCGGCUGUCGCACCCGGCCAAGUUCUUGCCGCACUUUCAGCCCCUGCAGGCGCACGGGUACGAGAUCGUGUCGGGUCGCGGUGACGUCCUCGUCUUUCGCAGAGUCGGCGGAGGCGUACCUGGCGCGCCACCGUACGAUUCUCAAACCCCUGUCGGCCGCAGGAGGCGAUCGCUGGGCAAAAGACUAGCCAUAGGCGCAGUGGGGGCCGGUGUCACCGCGUAUGCUGCUGGGGUGGCCGCGGAGCAUCUGUCGACGAGUGGCUUACUGUAA
This is a messenger RNA of Cordyceps militaris CM01, 2625 nucleotides long. RefSeq lists its product as uncharacterized. The record is from RefSeq and is a predicted model, not a curated record. The transcript has a single exon. Lineage: Eukaryota; Fungi; Ascomycota; Sordariomycetes; Hypocreales; Cordycipitaceae. The coding region runs from base 1 to 2625 and encodes 874 amino acids.